AUGUGGGAAAAGCUACAGAAAUGCUACAAACCAGACCCUUUGUCAGAGAACUCAGGUGAGAAAACUUUCGAAUGCUCCGAGUGUGGAAAGAGCUUCAAUCAAAUCUCCUACCUUAAAGGACACCAGAUAAUUCACUCAGGGCUGCUGGCCUGCCCUUUGGCAGUGGGGGCCAGGCCGCCCUCAGGCAGGGGCACAAACAUGGCCCAGACAGCCACAGACCCCGCGGCCCAUUCCCCCCCCGCCCCCGAUCCUGGCUUGCUGGCCUGUUGUAGCCACCAGGUUACCGGCACAGGCCUCAGUCACCGUGAAGGGGAGGCUGCAAAGAGGUGGCCGCCCCCGCCCGCCGCGGACGCCCGCCAGCCCAUGGGCCCGCGCCCCUGCCCGCGCCCGCGCCCGCGGCUGCUGGUGGCGCUGCUGGCCGGCCUGGCCGCGCUCUCGGCGCUGGCGCUGCUGGUCGGCGGGCGCCAUGAGGAGCUGCUGUCGCGCUCGCUGCCGCUGCUGCUGCCGCACCGCGCCGGGCGCCCGCUGCCCGCGCCGCUGCUGCCGGCCGCCGAUGCCUUCCUGCUGCUGCCGCCGGCCGGGGCGUGCGCGCCGCGGGCGCCCUCGCUGCUGGUGCUGGUGGCCAGCGCGCCGGGCCACGCACGGCGGCGGCAGGCGGUGCGCUGCACGUGGGGCGCAGCACGCCUUGCCGCCGAGCUGACGGUGCGCGUCUUCUUCGCGCUGGGGCUGCCGGCGGACCCCUCGCAGCAGGCGGCGCUGGAGCGCGAGGCGGCCGCGCAGCGCGACAUCGUGCAGGGCCGCUUCCAUGACUCCUACGGCAACCUGACUCUCAAGACGCUGGCGCUGCUGGGCUGGGCCGCCACGCGCUGCCCCGGGGCCCUCUUCGUGCUCAAGGCCGACGACGACAUGUUCCUGAACCUGCCCGCCCUGGCCCAGUUCCUGCAGGGGGUGACGGCCCCCCCGCCGGCCUACCUGGGCAGGAUCCACUGGCACGUGCACCCUGACCGGGACCCCCACAGUCGCCACCACGUGCCCGCUGCGCUGUACCCGGAGAGCGCCUUCCCGCCCUACUGCAGCGGCACGGCCUACGUCCUCUCGGGGGAUGCCGUGCCCUCCAUCCUCAGCGCCGCCCGCCUGGAGCCCCUGGUGCCACUGGAGGACGUCUUCGUGGGCCUCUGCGCCCGCCGGGCUGGCAUCACCCCGCAGCACCUGAGCCGCAUGUCGGGCGGCGCCCACGUCCCCCCGGACCCCUGCUGCUACCAGGAGGUGCUCUUCAGUGUGCACGGUGUGGCCCCCGCCGUGAUGGAGGAGCUGUGGGAUAGCGCCUCCCCCCACGAGGAGGCAUGCAGCCGCUUGCAGUGGGCCCUGGGACUGGUGCGGUGCAAGGCGCUGGCCUGGCUCGCGGGACUGUGAGCAGAUGGCCCCCUGGGUGUGCGGGCAGGACCGGGCCCGUGCCCAGGUGCCCCCUGGGAUGGGAUACCCGCCAGGAGCUGGGCCACAGCCCCCCUGCAGCCUAGCCGAUCAGGACCGGGGAGCACACGUCGCCCUGGUCCCCUGUGGAAGCCACCAUGGCCGUGGCCAUGCUGGGACCACCGGCAGAGGAGACAAAUUCUGCAGCGGCUUCGCGAGCGCCUCCCCGUCCGUGGGGCACUCUGCUCCAGCGCCUGGAGUGUCCUCCAGCAGCUGCCUGUGCUCGACCUGGCACCCUCUGCAAGAGUCGGCGUGCAGGACGGAAGGAAGCCGGACGCACGGUCACCCCACGCUCCUGGACAUGACGCCAGAUGGAGUUCAGCACCUCUGCAGGGAACCCUCCCAGCUCCAAAAUGUUUCAAUGGGACGUGCAGAACAGGUUCAGCAGGAAGUUUCUGUGUGCUCCGCUCCAGUGGGUGAGACGUUCAGGCUGGCAAAUUGAGGGGAGAGAGUCCCGUCCUCUGCUGGGUGUGGGGUGGGAGAGAAAACCCACCCUGGGUGAAGGCAUGCAAGGGGACCCAGGGGUGAACAUAGAAACAGAGCGAGUCAGAAGGGGCCUCCCAGGCCAUCUAGUCUGGCCCCCGGCUCCAGCCGGCUCCACUCAUGACAUGCCCACCCUGUGCAUGUCCAGGCUGUCCUUGAACUCCCUC
Messenger RNA from Varanus komodoensis (Komodo dragon), 2120 nucleotides. It is a transcript of the gene B3GALT4, whose product is annotated as beta-1,3-galactosyltransferase 4. Gene Ontology annotation, molecular function: N-acetyl-beta-D-glucosaminide beta-(1,3)-galactosyltransferase activity. Lineage: Eukaryota; Metazoa; Chordata; Lepidosauria; Squamata; Varanidae. The record is from RefSeq and is a predicted model, not a curated record. Gene Ontology annotation, cellular component: membrane.